AUGCUCUUCAACUUCGUCGUGCUCAUCCGUGCUCACCAGUUUCAUUUCAACUUUUCCUGCAUCCAGGCGGUCCUAUUCGUCCUUCACUUUUUCGAUAAUGUCGCAGUGCUCGUACUCAAAAUCUUAAUGAUAACUGAGAUAGUGGACAGUUGGUUUCUCCGUAUUUAUCUCAAUGUACUCCCUAUUCAGAUUCCGAUCCAACUUCCAGCUUCCUGUUCUGGAUCUCUAUGAACAUAACAAUCUGCUUCACAUUCUCAGGUUCAUCAAGCCUCCUUCUUCUCUCUAAUUUUCGCCCUAUUCAGCCAUGUGCACACUGUUCUUCCUGACCGUCGAGCGUUGUUGUGCCACACUUCUCAUGCGUGAUUACGAGCGUGAAAAGAGACGUUAUAUCUCCGUACUUCUCAAUCUGCUCCUUCUCUCCUACGGCCUCAUCUCCUGCUUUGUCAUCAGAAACAAGGAACACACAAUCUUUGUGAUCUCGUUUCUUCUGGUAAUCAACGGCAUCGCACUUGUGGUGAGGGCUCCGAACGGAACACAGACAGUUCCUGAGUGCAUGUAUUUUGAUUUGAUGCUCCCGGUGCCAGACGGAGCAAGGUCACUGUAGUUGUGACCUUUCAAAGAUCAUAUUGUUUUCAAGGAUCUCUGUUCGUUGCAGAUGCAUUGUUUUCUUCGUUUCUGGAACAAACACAUCUACACGGAACUGCACGAUAGCGUGAGCGUAACGGCGUACUCGUUGGCAAAGAGAUUCCAAGUCGCCGAGAACAUCAAGUCUCUCCACGUACUCCCUCAUUAUCAAAACGAUGUGCCCAAUUUUCAUACUUCCAGAUGAUGAACAAUAUCAUCUUCUACAUGGGUCUUAUGAACGCCAUCGUCGUCCUCAGUGUGCUCUUCUCGAGCUUCAACCUGACGCCUGAGCUGGAGCUCUUUCUCACUUUCUGCCUGGACACUUCCAUCUUCGUCUACAGCUUCUGCUACCCCGUCAUUAUGUACCAUUCGUGUGAGAGAUGGAAGUCUGAAAUGAAGUCGAGUCUCGAAUGGAUCGGCUUUCUGCAUCGGUCCAACACUGCCAAAGUUGUUCCGAUCCUAAGCACGUUUGGAGCGCGUCUGGAGCCGGCGAACACCAUGGGCAGCCACUUUGAUCACCUUCGCAACUCAUGGGAGGCGAUCCCACGAAAAAGUAUAAUAUCUGUUGAGCGUUAA
Molecule: messenger RNA, 1200 nt
Organism: Caenorhabditis sp. 36 PRJEB53466
Lineage: Eukaryota; Metazoa; Nematoda; Chromadorea; Rhabditida; Rhabditidae
Source: the annotation of a GenBank genome assembly